CUGCGGUUUCCGCCGGAAGUGAGCGCGGGGUGAGAGUUGAGCUGCGGCCCGGCCCGGAGGCCUGUGCAGUGGAUGAGCGGCGACCCGGCGAUGAGCGGCGACCAGCCCAACGCUGACUUUUACGAGCAGCUGCGAUUGCAGCAGCUACACGAGCGGGGUGGACAUGUGGGGGGCGGCAAAACGAUGGUGGAUGAGGACGGCACGGAGUGCGAGGGGAACGGGGGGAAGAGGGCCUGGUUCCCCAAGAUAACUGAAGACUUUCUGGCAACUUAUCAAGCAAACUAUGGCUUCAUUGAAGAAACCUCUGCUGAUUCUGGAGGUGGCGCCACUAACACGGAGAAGUCUGGUGUGACUGAGAAGCCUUCGGGGCUCAGUACGUCUCAGAAAGACGCAAAAGGAGAAAAGAGGAAAGCUGAUGCGGGCUGGAUUGACGUUGAAGAACAGAAGAACACAAGUGUGUAUAUCACUGGAUUACCUCCAGACAUCACACCUGAUGAAUUUGUGGAGCUUAUGGCAAAGUAUGGGAUCAUCAUGCAAAAUCCAGAAACACUAGAAUAUAAAGUUAAAUUGUACAAGGACAAAGAAGGAAAUCUCAAGGGAGAUGGACUCUGCUCCUACCUAAAGAAAGAAUCUAUAGAUCUUGCGCUCAAAUUUUUGGAUGAAACUGAGAUGAGGGGGUACAAGAUUCAUGUCGAAAUUGCCAGGUUUGAAAUGAAAGGAGAAUUUGAUGCCCGCAAAAAGAAGAAGAAAAGCAAAGAUUAUAAGAAAAAAUUGCUCAUGCAAAAGAAGCAGCUGGAUUGGAGACCAGAGAAGAAAGCUGGCCAAUCACGAUUAAGGCAUGAAAGAGUUAUUAUUCUUUGGAACAUGUUUCAUCCAACGGAUUUUGAGGCUGAUCCCAUGAUUAUAAAUGAGAUCCAAGAAGACCUUAGAGUGGAAUGUGAAAAGUUUGGUCAAGUCAAGAAAGUACUUUUGUUUGAUAGACACCCCGAUGGAGUGGCCUCGGUGGCAUUUAAAGAACCAGAAGAAGCUGAUCAGUGUAAGCUUGUUCUUAAUGGAAGAUGGUUUGGUGGGCGCCAGAUAAUUGCUGAAACGUGGGAUGGUGUCAUGGAUUACCAGGUUGACGAGACUGUAAAGGAAAGAGAGUAUCGAUUAAAAACCUGGGGGUCAUUUUUGGAUGAUGACCCAUCUAAUGUUAAGUCGGAUGACCAGAAGGCAGCACAGGCAAGCAACCAGGCACCUGUAGAAUUGUCUGCUUCCCCUGAAGAUGGAACACAAACUUCAGCAGAUGUUGGAGAACCAUCCGUAGACAGCUCAGCACCUUCGCAGGACUCUGUGGCUCCAUUAGUAGAUUGUGUGGCACCUUCAGAGAACGGUAAACAGCAGGAAGUGGUUGAUUCUGCAGCCGCAGUGGAAGAGGCAGAUGAAAAUUGUAAUGAGGAAGAUUUAUCAACAGAUAGUAGUAUUGAUGGGAGUGAUGAUGCAGAAGAGGUGGCAUGAAUGCUUAAAGGAUUUUGUUUAAUAGCUGCUUUAAAUCAUUUUUACCUGGAAGAUUAUGAAAGAUGAGGUCCCAUUGCUGCAAACCUAGAAUAAUGGACCAUUAAAGACAUCCAGUUCAUCCAGCCUGCUUCACCCGGCUAUGAUGUCUCGUAGAAGAAAAAAUAUACAUCCUACCACAAAAUCUUCUGAGAUAGAGCAAGACAAAGAACACACGAACAACUCGGGCUGGUUUAAAAUAAAAUUGGGAUAGGGGUUGGAAUAGGAAAUAGGACUGCUUAAUAAAAGAGGUAAAGACCAUUGUUUCUACUUUGGAUCUUAAAUAUAAAUUAAUUUAAAGUGAACUUCCAUGUUUUAAAGGCACGUUUUCUUUCAACAGGCAUUUUAAAACAAACUAGGUAAGCCGAAUCAAUUCUAAUCACAAUUGGUUUCUCCUUUGGUCGUUCAUUGCUGUGAUCUAGUAUCA
Messenger RNA from Leucoraja erinaceus (little skate), 1960 nucleotides. RefSeq names its product HIV-1 Tat specific factor 1 (gene htatsf1). Bases 73 to 1497 code for a protein of 474 amino acids. The record is from RefSeq and is a predicted model, not a curated record. Gene Ontology annotation, biological process: mRNA splicing, via spliceosome. NCBI's taxonomy places the organism in Eukaryota, Metazoa, Chordata, Chondrichthyes, Rajiformes, Rajidae. The transcript is spliced from 9 exons. Gene Ontology annotation, molecular function: RNA binding. Gene Ontology annotation, cellular component: U2-type spliceosomal complex; U2 snRNP.